Pelobates cultripes (western spadefoot toad) is the source of this 207-nucleotide messenger RNA. Lineage: Eukaryota; Metazoa; Chordata; Amphibia; Anura; Pelobatidae. The record is from the annotation of a GenBank genome assembly.
AUCGGGGUUACAGAGCUGUCCUAUCAACCUAUUCUACAACAACACGUCCACACAGUGAUUACCAACUGUGGUCAGCCCAUGAUGACAUCAGAGGAAAAGGUGGAUGCGUCCUCUGAACAAGUCAUAAAAGCUUUUACAUUACAUUAUUCUCCAGGGCCUUCGAAGGUAGGAGAAAGGUCCCGAGCAUGCAGCCCCGAUAUUCCCUAA